AUGGAGGUGAAACGGAAAAAGAUCGGCCUAGCCGAUCUUCCAUCAGAGACUCUCUUUCAGAUCUUCAACCAUGCCAAGGUCAACGCACCUUUUGACGCUGACGGCUUGAGAUACUUUGAGAGAUUCGCUCGAAACGGCAGCGACAUCAUGAGCAUUCGUUUGACCUGCCGCAGGUUUGCCAAGAUUGCAGCGCCUCUUGUCUCGCAAGUUGCUCACUGCUCAAUCUUUGACCCUAAAUCGCUCGAGUCGUUUGAGCGUCUCUCGCAAGCCCCAUUCUUUUCCCGGCAUGUUCAAGUCGCCCAUGUUCACCUUGGCUUCCAUGACCCUCUCAUCGCCAACAACCAGGAAACUCUGGCAGCAUACCUCUGCGCCAUGUGGGAAGAGUAUAUCCAGAGGAUGCCAAAGGAGGGAAGCUUUGUCACUGAGACAAUCCCUAUGGUUAUGGAGACUGUCCAGUACUGGGCUCUGGUUGCUGACGGCCAGAAGAAGACCGCGGCUAAGAAAAAGAACAACCCCACCGCCGACGUCAACAAGGAUGAUUUCAAGUUUGGCAUAUGCAUGCGCAUGCUCGGCCUCAUUCACACUGAGUAUCGAAGACGCUACCUUGCCCAACAGUAUCUACGCAAGUCUGGUGAUGGAAUUCGACGAGUGGCCCAGGCUAUGGCUCGGAUGCCGCGUGCAACCCGUCUCGUCUUGGACGACGCUCGCUGUCCAGGACCGGAGGAGCUAGGCGCUGCUAUGGUUAUCCUCUUGGGCCAGGGCCCAAAAUAUGUUCGAGACUCUGACUGUGCUAUGUUCGCAACGCUCGUAAGCUGGGUCACUUGCUGGAAGUUUAAAAAAGAUGAUGAAAUCCCCAUGAAGUCACCACUCAAGUACUUCCGUGUUCCUAUCGAUCUCAUCAUCGACCUUCCAGUUGCUGUGCACGCAGCAGGUGUGAAGCUUACUGGCCUGCGCAUUUUGGGCAUGCAGAUCCCGAACGCCGUGCCAGCCUGGGACUGCCAUGACCCAUACGGCUGGAUUCAACACCCUCCCCACAACUUUUCCGAUCAGAUCAACCUGCCGGGACCCAAGGAGCUCAGAGAGGCCUGCAAGGGACUCAAAGUGCUGGAGAUUACUCCAUUGUACGGCUACAACUGCUUUGAAACGGUUAGGAACGCAGCCACCUCGCCGUUCCGAGACAGAAACGACUAUGACCUGACACGUCUUAGCGGUAUCAUCAAGUACAUGGCGGCGGAGACUUUGACGCAGAUGCACCUUGACUGCGCCUCCAUUCUCUAUCGAGACGAGGAAGGUUUCAAUCAUGAGCACAGUGACAGACUCUUCAAAGCUUCUCGCUGGCCAAACCUUCAAGUAUUUCACCUUGAGAAUGCGCGGAUCAGGAACACCGAGACUUCUCUACUCAAGAUGCUCCGGGAACUGCCUGACCUCUGCGAGGUGCGUCUCGACCACGUGGCCCUCAUUUCCUUCUACCGGCCUUCAAACAUGGCUCCCCAGGCCAGCUGGUCUUAUGUGGUUGACAAUCUCCGAGACGAGAUACCUCGCCUCUGCGAGAACCGAAAGCAGCGGGGCUUGGAGCAGAAUCUUCCCAUCAUAGUUAGACGUGCCACCGUCAGCAACCGCUUGGCCUGGGAGUCGUACUGCUGCUUGCAGAUCUACCAGGAUUACGUCGACGAUCUCUUCAACAUCAGGGACCACACCGGCUGCACCAAGGUGGACAAGUAUCUACUAGGAGCUACCGAGGUCAAUCCGUUGGUCAAGCUCAAUGACCGCAUAGGAUUCCUCUGCGAACGCCUUAUGUACAGCGACAUGCCUUAUGACCACACUCUGCAUGACGCUCUGAGGUACAGAACGACACCCAGACUGACUCCGUGA
Messenger RNA from Pyricularia pennisetigena, 1872 nucleotides. RefSeq lists its product as uncharacterized. The record is from RefSeq and is a predicted model, not a curated record. The transcript has a single exon. Bases 1 to 1872 code for a protein of 623 amino acids. Lineage: Eukaryota; Fungi; Ascomycota; Sordariomycetes; Magnaporthales; Pyriculariaceae.